Molecule: messenger RNA, 2186 nt
Organism: Anas platyrhynchos (mallard)
Lineage: Eukaryota; Metazoa; Chordata; Aves; Anseriformes; Anatidae
Source: RefSeq, a predicted model, not a curated record
GGGGGGGGGGGGGGUAGAGCGGCCGCGCCGCGCAGGCGCACAGGGGUCGGGAGGCCUCGGGGAAUGGAGGGGAGGGGCAGAGCGGCUCGCCCCGGGUCAUAGAGUGGCGGCUGGUACCAUAGAGAGGGAGGCUCCUCGGUUAGGAAUUCAGUCAAAGUUCGGAAAUUCACCACAAUAAACUCAUCGCCUUCCCCCGCCCCUUCUCCCGCAGAGUCAUCUGGGUUGGGCUGCCACCUGCACGAUCACCCAGUCCAACCUCUGACCAGACACCACCAAGUCCUCCACCCACCCGUAUCACUCAUAGCGCUAACCGCUAACCAUAUAACCCAUGGCACCAAGCUCCACAUCUUAGACGUUUUUUGUUUUAAAAACCACAACGUCUUUUAAAAACCACCUCUGCACACUCAAACCGCAAAAUUUCUUUUAUUGGUGAUGCCAAGAGGGAAGCAGGCAACAAUCUUGUUCAGCUUCAUCAAUGAACCAGAUCAUAGGAUAGAGUGCAUCCUCAGCAAGUUUGCUGAUGACACAAAACUGGGAGGAAUGGCUGAUACACCAGAAGGCUCUGUUGUCAUUCAGAGGAGACUGGAAAGCUGGAGAGUUGGGCCGAGAGGAACGUCACAAAGUUCAACACAGGCAAAUGCAGUGUCCUGCAUCUAGGGAGGAGUGACCCCCUGCGCCAGUAGACAUUGGGGACUGAGCUACUGGAAAGCAGCUCUGCGCAGAAGGACGUGGAAGUCCUGUUGAACACCAGAUAAACCAUGAGCAAGCAAUGUGACCAAGAAUGUGACUGUGUGCUCUAGGUGACCGUGCUUGGCAGAGGGGUGGGAGCAGAUGAUCUUCAAAAGUCCCUUCCAACCUCAGAAGCCAUUCUGUGAUGCUAUGAACAGACUCUUAAGAAACUCCUAGCAGAAUGUGGCUUGCGGUGCCUUGUUUCACAGUUUCAGCGCAGAACAGCUCCUAAAGCUUUGGCCUUGUAAAAAGUCAAAUCAUGUCAGGUCAGGGAGCUCCAUCUGUUUUCGUUUUCAUUUUAAUUUUAGUUUUCAUUUUGCAGCCUCCCAAGCAGAGGGGAGAGCUCUUCCACCGAACAAAAAAGCAAGAAGCCACGGAAGUGGUGAGUGGUAAGUGCUGAGUGCUCUCACCUCCUUGACAGUAGUGAUGAGAGCAAGGAAGGAAAUCAGAGAGACACCUUCUAUUCCUCCUACCACCGGGCCUCCUUCCACACUGUGGACUCUUUCAGCUCACAGAAAACCACCACCGAAACAGCCAUGUUGUGCCUCGCGCCAGCACAGGGGCUUUCCGUGAUGUCACAGGGGCAUCGGCCCUAUAAAAACCCCUGCGCCUGGCCCAACACUCGCUGAGCUUCUAGGCCCUUUGUGCUCGUCAGCGAUGGCUGGAAAGAAGAGGUCCUGGAGGAAUUGCUGCCCACACUUGCGUGGGUCAGAGCGGUUCGUCGAACCCAAGAGGAAGUGGCGGCGGAGCAGUGCCAGCGGGAGCAGAGCGACCGUGGCUGCUGAGGUGGAGCCCAUGGAGGUGGAUCCAGCUCCAGAGGUUGAAGAGCUGAUGGAGGUGGAUCCACCUCCAGCCCUCGUGGUUUGGCACAGCGUCACCAUGCCAGGGCUCCCACCUGCAAGACGUCACCACUGCAGGAGCGCCCGGAAAGCUCCAUAUCCCCGGCACAGCCUCCGCUGCCACCGUUACCUGGGAGAGGCCAUCCGGGAAACAACUAGCAGGCUUGCCUGCGGGAUGGCCUCCUUCCACAUCCCUCAUGCCCAAUCCCCGCCUCUUGGGCAGUGGUGUCAUCUCUUCGGCACAGAGUCCCAAGGAGUGGGCAAGAGUGGACUUGGCUUCCUUUGGUCUGCUGCAGUGGGGCGGCAGGAGGCCCCCUCACAAGCUGGCGCUGGGCCUUGGUGUCUCAGCCUGAGGACGAGAAGGCUGCCCAACGAGGAGGUGCUUGGAGACGAAGCCGUGCCCUCCGUGGCGGUGCACAGAGGAGAGCAGCGGCUCAGACCAAGCAGUGAGGCAGACAGCUGUUCCUCUGGAGAAGCACAAGUCCUCAGGUGUGCCAGGAAGAAGCGCCGGAGUGCAGCGCCGAGUCCAUUCGGGAUGCUUCAUCAGCAGUUCUUCCCCAGACUGGGACUCCAAGAGCAAUAGCAAUAAUAACAAUAAAAAACCAUCAGUAAAACAAC